GUUAUUGUUCUCCUACCCAACAAUUAAUUCGUUAUUAUAAUCAGACAAAAAAAGAAAAAACGCCCAGUCGUUUGACAGUGUUGUUGACAUUAGUUGAAGAAUAUUUGACAUAACAUUGGCAAGUUAGAUAAUUGUCUUAACAAAUAGCCAGGGAACGUCAAAUUCUAGCAGUUCACUAGUGAAUAAUUUUUAUCAUCUUUUCAGAAUUAGAUCACUGAUCAGUUUUAAUGGCUACGAUAUUGAGGAGCCUUACUCUCACAGAGAGAAUUAUUUUGAAAAAUGCCCCAAAGACAGUCGUUGCUGCAGGACAGAAAAACCGAUGGCAACCACAACUUCAGGCUCAGAGGAAUUUAAAUGUACAUGAAUACAUAAGUUAUACAUUAUUAAAGGAUGCUGGAAUCGAUGUACCUAAGUUUGGAGUAGCAAAAACUAAGGAAGAAGCGAAAAAAAUUGCUAAAGACCUUAAUACUAAAGAUUUAGUUUUAAAAGCACAAGUGUUGGCUGGAGGAAGAGGAAAGGGUAGUUUUAAGAAUGGUCUCAAAGGUGGAGUGCGAAUGGUGUACUCGCCUGAAGAAGCAGAAGAAAUUGCUGGAAAAAUGCUUGGUCAGCAAUUGGUCACUAAACAGACUGGUGAAAAAGGAAGAAUUUGUAAUAUGGUCAUGGUAACCGAGCGUAAAUUCCCAAGAAAAGAAUUCUAUUUCGCAAUUAUGAUGGAAAGAUCCUUCAAUGGUCCAGUUAUAAUAGCUUCUUCUCAAGGAGGAGUCAAUAUUGAAGAUGUUGCUGCCGAAAGUCCAGAAGCAAUUAUUUACGAACCUAUUGAUAUCAUGAAAGGCUUAGAUAAGGCAACUGCAGAGAGAGUUGUGGAAAAAGUUGGCUUGACUAGUCAAAAGGAUAAGAUUAUCGAUAUGCUCAAUAAAAUGUACGAUUUAUUCCUCAAAAAAGAUGCUCUCUUGAUAGAAAUCAAUCCCUAUGCUGAAGAUGUAGGACCAACAUAUUUCUCUUUGGAUGCCAAGUUCAGAUUUGAUGAUAACUCCCAGUUUAGACAGAAAGAGCUUUUUGCGUUGAGAGAUUGGUCUCAAGAAGAUGAAAAGGAAGUAGCCGCGGCUAAAUUCGAUUUGAACUACAUUGCCCUGGAUGGAAGCAUAGGAUGCUUAGUAAAUGGUGCUGGUUUGGCCAUGGCCACCAUGGAUAUUAUCACCCUUCAUGGAGGCUCUCCAGCCAACUUCUUAGAUGUCGGCGGUGGAGCUACAGCACAAGCGGUCAAAGAGGCUUUUAAGAUCAUCACUUCAGAUCCCAAAGUAUUAGCAAUUAUGGUUAAUAUUUUCGGUGGCAUUAUGAGAUGUGACAUUAUCGCUGAAGGCAUCAUCGCAGCUGCAAAGGAUCUUAAUCUUAAAAUGCCAAUUAUUUGCAGGCUUCAAGGAACAAAGGUUGACGAUGCCAAAGUUCUCAUCGGUAAUUCAGGAUUGAAAAUUUUGCCUGUGGAUAAUUUAGAUGAGGCGGCACGUUUGGCAGUGAAAUUAUCAAGUAUUGUCAGCCUCGCCAAGGAUGCAAAAUUAGAUGUUAAUUUUGAGAUGCCUUUGUAAAUAUUCCCCAUCGAAAUGAUGAAUAUUGAUAUUCUAAAUUGUGGUAUUAAAUUCACUGUUCCCAUUUAUAUAUAUAUUUAUUGCUAUACCAUUACUGUCUUACAUUUAUUGUUGAAUGUAAAAUAAUUUAUUUGAUUAGUCUUAAGUAAAAAAAAAUGUUAUGCUUUCCAUUUUAUUUACAAUAAAGUGGAUUUGAAAUUUU
This is a messenger RNA of Harmonia axyridis, 1785 nucleotides long. It is a transcript of the gene ScsbetaA, whose product is annotated as succinate--CoA ligase [ADP-forming] subunit beta, mitochondrial. NCBI's taxonomy places the organism in Eukaryota, Metazoa, Arthropoda, Insecta, Coleoptera, Coccinellidae. The record is from RefSeq and is a predicted model, not a curated record. The transcript is spliced from 5 exons. Gene Ontology annotation, molecular function: metal ion binding; succinate-CoA ligase (ADP-forming) activity; ATP binding. The coding region runs from base 228 to 1583 and encodes 451 amino acids. Gene Ontology annotation, cellular component: succinate-CoA ligase complex; mitochondrion. Gene Ontology annotation, biological process: succinyl-CoA metabolic process; tricarboxylic acid cycle.